AUGAAUUUCUCAAGAGUGUCCUUCAGCGCAGUCUCUGUGCAGUUACGUGUCGACCAAGCUGAACGGAUCACGUUUUCUCGAGCAGACUGUCAGUGCAUCGUACGUGGCUACCGCUUUGACGCGGUAGUUUUCUUUUGUUCUUCUGAUGAUAACAAGACACUAGCAGUGACAUAUGGAUACCGCAACGGAAGCGCUGGUCGUGGCUGUUUGAAGUUUAAGUAG
This is a messenger RNA of Gryllus bimaculatus (two-spotted cricket), 222 nucleotides long. The record is from the annotation of a GenBank genome assembly. Lineage: Eukaryota; Metazoa; Arthropoda; Insecta; Orthoptera; Gryllidae.